Molecule: messenger RNA, 1785 nt
Organism: Clavispora lusitaniae ATCC 42720
Lineage: Eukaryota; Fungi; Ascomycota; Pichiomycetes; Serinales; Metschnikowiaceae
Gene: PSD1
Product: phosphatidylserine decarboxylase 1
Biological process (GO): phosphatidylethanolamine biosynthetic process
Cellular component (GO): mitochondrion
Molecular function (GO): phosphatidylserine decarboxylase activity
Source: RefSeq, a predicted model, not a curated record
AUGGUAUAUCGCCCUGCUUUAAAACCCUUCACGUUGAAGUCGAAACCCUAUCCACAUGCAUCUUUUGUCCAUGGGCCCAGUGCGAUGAACAUAUCUCAACCGCUCUCUCGAGCGUCCACUGUGGCACAAAUAAAUGUGCAAAGACUGUUUCAUGAAAGUAGCCCGGACAAGGGAUACAGAGGCUCAUACAUAUUGCCUCGAAUUCCUCGUCCCAAGAGAUCUGUGUUUUACUACACGACAUGGACAAGGAACAGCAAGAAGCUCAAGAUACCAGGGCUCAGUCUUUCGAAACGGCCAUUCAGCUCUGCUCCAACUCAGAUAAAGAAGAAGACCCAGGGUAUCCGAAGACGUUUCUUUUCGGCGGAAGCACGCCGCAAACGGAAAGAGAAGCGUAUGUUCGUCCGGUGGUGGACUUUGACCUCUAUUGCUGUCGUCUUGGGUGGAGUUGCAGCAAAAAUCAGAUAUGAAAAGGCUAUUCACGAUCAGGACGAUGAUGACGAGUUUUUCAGCCUGGAUACCAUCAGACCGCAGUCAUGGCACUUGUAUGCAUACUCGACUCUCCCAUUGAAGGCCAUCUCGAGGUUAUGGGGCCAGGUAAAUUCCAUUGAUUUGCCAGUCUGGUUGCGCAGCCCAUCGUACAGACUUUAUUCUGCCAUUUUUGGCGUUAACUUGGACGAAAUGGACGAGCCAGACUUGACCACAUACAACAAUUUGUCUGAAUUUUUCUAUCGAAAAUUAAGACCAGGAGUGCGUCCUAUUGCAGACUCAGAUUUGGUUUCUCCAGCAGAUGGGAAAGUUCUCAAGUUUGGAGUGAUCGAGAACGGUGAAAUCGAACAGGUGAAAGGGAUGACGUACUCCAUUGAUGCCUUACUUGGCUUAUCAGCGAAAAAGUUAGCUGCACCUACACACUCUUUGGAAUUCGACUACGAUGCCUCCCAUGAAGCUGUAAUUAAAAGAGAUGAAGAGUUUGCUCGGUUGAACGGAAUCACUUACUCUCUUGAUGAUUUCCUUGGCGGUGAGAGCGAAGAAACGUACCAUUUAAGCCAAUUGGAAUACAAGGACAAAGGAGACGGUACUGCGAAAGGUGCAAAGCCCUCAAUGCAGAAAGAUUUGAGUGUUGCCCAAAACUUGGCGCCUACUCCUUUAGAACGUCUCAAUCUAAGCAAGCAUAACAACUUGUACUUUGCAGUGAUUUAUUUGGCUCCGGGGGACUACCACCGUUAUCACUCCCCUACUAACUGGGUUACAACUUUGAGACGUCACUUUAUCGGAGAGCUUUUCUCUGUUGCACCAUUUUUCCAGAAAACCUUACAAGGCUUGUUUAUUUUGAACGAGCGUGUGGCGCUCUUAGGAUACUGGAAGUAUGGUUUUUUCUCCAUGAUUCCUGUUGGGGCUACCAACGUGGGAAGCAUUGUCGUGAAUUUCGACAAGGACUUAAAGACUAACGAUGUUUAUGAGCACGAAAUCUACCGCCAAAGAUCACCAUCUCCUGGUUUGAGUGAUGACGAGCGUACUCCAUUGUUGAAAAGUGAUUCGUCUUCAAGCAUUGACAGUGUUUCCAGCGACAAGCCAAAGCGUUUGAGAAAAAACACCGUUUACGAAGCAACGUACACUGGUGCUAGCAGAUUGUUGGGGGGUUUUCCCUUGAGCAAAGGCGAAGAAGUGGGCGGUUUCAAGUUGGGGUCGACGGUUGUUUUGGUCUUCGAGGCUCCCGACAAUUUCCAUUUCAAUCUCGAGGUGGGCCAGAAAAUCAAAAUGGGUGAAUCCCUUGGUGACUUUGCAUAG